This is a messenger RNA of Sodiomyces alkalinus F11, 2673 nucleotides long. Its product is annotated as dipeptidyl-peptidase. Gene Ontology annotation, cellular component: cytoplasm. The transcript has 3 exons. The coding region runs from base 135 to 2453 and encodes 772 amino acids. The record is from RefSeq and is a predicted model, not a curated record. Gene Ontology annotation, biological process: proteolysis. NCBI's taxonomy places the organism in Eukaryota, Fungi, Ascomycota, Sordariomycetes, Glomerellales, Plectosphaerellaceae. Gene Ontology annotation, molecular function: dipeptidyl-peptidase activity; metalloexopeptidase activity.
CGUACAUCGUAAGAAUUUGCUGCAGGGAAAGAUCCAUCGAGACGGAGGAAAGAGCCAAUGAGUUGGUCGAGUUCCAAAGUUGGUUUGCAACCGCCUUAACUGUAACCUCCUCCUUCCGUCCAAGGCAGGCUGCCAUGUGGUCUCCAAUCUUUGCUGCCCGGCUGUCACCCUCCAUACGAGCGUUUAGCUUGAAAUCGAGAACGUCGCCAGCCCUUCUAAACCCUCUCAGACUCACCCAGCACACGGUGCAUACCCCCUUUACCCCCUUCCGAAGCAGCCGGAACGUACCACUGCAGCUGCAGACGUAUGCCACUAUGAACUCUCAGGAACUCGCACAGUACCUGGCCGAUGCCCCGCCUACUGUCGUGCGCCUCGAGAUUGAGAAGCAUUUUGAGGCUUUGACGGAUAAGCAGAAGCGAUAUGCGCAUUUCAUCAGCAGGGCCUCACUUGCGGGCAAUCGUAUCGUGCUCCGCCAGGUCUCACCUGAGUCUGAGGACAUCUACGACUUCAUCAUCAGCCUGCACAAGGCCUCGGGCGGUGACUGGGAUGGUCUUGCUAAAAAGGCCGGAAUUGACGAGACGCAACUCUCGCAAUUCCUAGAGUACGCCGCUCAAUUCCUCGGUAACAGUGGCAACUACAAGAGCUUCGGCGAUUCCAAGUUCAUCCCAAGAUGUGAUGAAAGCACAUUCGCUGCGCUCGCCAAAACGAGCGCUGACGCCCAACGCUUCUACGAAGCGACCAAGGGUGCUAUCUUCAGCGCCGAUAAGCCUGGCUUGUUGCAUCUCGGAUACCCGGACAACGGCCACAUGACGACGUAUUACCCUGGCUCGCCGGACAUCACGCAGUCCGAGAUUGAGGCUGUGUCGAGUUGGAUGGAGCAGAAGGGCCUAUUGCCUGAGAACACCAGGUUGCACAAGACCCAGAACGGCGUCUAUGAGAUUCUCAUCGCCUCGGCCAUCACUAGCGUACCCCCCGAAGGCGGAGAUAUUGGCAAAGACACCGAAUUUACCAUUGAUGAUGGCGCGCUCAAGGGCAAGACGAUCAGGCUCGUCUACGGCGACUAUGCCGCUGAGAUGAAGAACAUCGCUAGUUAUAUCGCGAAAGCUCGCGAAAACAGCGACAAUGAUACCCAGACCUCUAUGCACAAGGCAUGUGCCAAGUCGUUCCACGACGGAUCCCUGCUCACAUUCAAGGACAGCCAGAGAUACUGGAUCCGAGACAAGGGGCCCAUGGUGGAAUCGAACAUCGGAUUCAUCGAAACAUAUCGAGACCCGGCCGGCAUCCGAGGCGAGUGGGAAGGGUUUGCUGCCAUGGUCAACCUGGAACGGACUCGGGCUUUCGGCGAGCUCGUCAACUCUGCUCCAUCUCUCAUUCCUCUUCUUCCUUGGAGCAAAGAUUUCGAGAAAGACAAGUUCCUGUCUCCCGACUUUACAUCACUCGAGGUACUUACAUUCGCCGGUUCUGGAAUUCCCGCGGGAAUCAACAUUCCCAAUUACGACGACAUCCGGCAAACCGAGGGUUUCAAGAACGUCUCGCUUGGCAACGUACUCAGCGCCAAGGCGGCCAACGAGAAGGUACCCUUCAUCUCGGAAGCCGACUUGGAGCUGUACCAGAAGUAUAGAGACCCUGCCUUCGAAGUGCAAGUCGGCCUGCACGAGUUGACUGGCCAUGGAUGCGGCAAACUUCUCCAGGAGACGUCUCCUGGCGUCUACAACUUUGAUAAGGAGAACCCGCCAAUUAACCCCCUAACAGACAAGCCCGUGACCACAUGGUAUAAGCCGGGCCAGACAUGGGGUUCCGUCUUUGGAAGCCUUGCCGCCUCGUACGAGGAGUGCCGCGCAGAGCUGGUCGCCAUGUACCUGAGUUGUGAAUUUCCCGUGCUCAAGAUCUUCGGCUUUGGGGACGGCAGCACCGACAUGAGUAACGAGGCCGGCAAUGUACUAUAUGCCGCGUACCUUCAAAUGGCUCGUGCCGGUCUUGUGGCGCUGGAGAUGUGGGAUCCCAAGAGCCAGAAAUGGGGCCAGGCUCAUUCUCAAGCCCGGUUCUCCAUCCUCCAGUGCUUCCUCCAGGCUGGCGACGACUUCUGCGUGCUGGACUACAAGAAUGACGACUUGUCUGACCUGCAGAUCAAGUUGGACCGGUCAAAGAUUUUGACCACAGGCCGUGAUGGUAAAGUUGCCCCAGCCGUGGGCAAGUACCUCCAGAAGAUCCAUAUCUAUAAAUCAACUGCCGAUGUAGAAGCAGGCACCGAAUUCUACAAGGCCAUGACCAACGUUGACAUGGAUUUCUGGGGCACCAAGGUGCGCAACGUUGUCCUGCAGAACAAGCAGCCACGCAAGGUCUUCGUUCAGGCCAACACUCACCUUGAUGAGGCUACCGGAAAGGUUAGCCUUCGACAUUAUGAGGCUACGCCAGCCGGCAUGAUCCAGAGCUGGGCCGAUCGGGAGGCAUAAUUGAUUGGGUGUGCGAAUGUAGAAGAGAUGGUCUAGAGACAGUGGCAUAUGGAGUCUCAAUGGACAUUCCUAUCGAAUAGUUCCUGUAGAACUAGCAUUGAAGAGAGGGGACUGUUGUUGCAUAGAAGUCUCCCCGAAAACGAACUCUAGACACUAAGACAUCAUGAAGUGUGGCCUGCAGGCUCCGUUACUGUGGAGAUGUGCAACAGAUCAAAGCUAC